This is a messenger RNA of Salarias fasciatus (jewelled blenny), 3252 nucleotides long. RefSeq names its product filamin A-interacting protein 1-like. The record is from RefSeq and is a predicted model, not a curated record. Lineage: Eukaryota; Metazoa; Chordata; Actinopteri; Blenniiformes; Blenniidae.
AUGCGUUCCCGUAGCAACAGCCUGGAGGACAGUGAUGUCCGCCCGGCCCGGCGCCGGUCCGACGCUGGCUGCCGCUCCUCUGAGCGAGGGCAACCUCCGGGCCGGGCGGAACGUCGUUUCAGACGCGAGGAACCGCAGGACCGCGAUACCGGGACCAUCCAGAGGAACCAUAAGGCCAGGAGCAACGACAGGGGGACCGCAAAGGGGGACGGACGCAGGGAGAAAGCCAGAGACCUGACCAGAGACGACCUGGUCUUCCUGCUCAGCCUGCUGGAGGGGGAGCUGCAGGCCAGGGACGAGGUCAUCACUGUGCUGAAGGCGGACAAGGUGGACCCGGCCCUACUGGAGGCCAAGUACGGGUUCGGCCCCAAGCAGGUCCUGCAGGCCCUGCAGAGGGACGCCCUGCAGGAGGACCUGAGAGAGGACGUCUACCAGAGACCCAUGGAGGAGCUGGAUAAGCUGGUGCAGCAGCAGCAGCAGUAUGAGAAGCGGAUGCUGCAGCAGCUGCUGCAGCUGGAGGAGAGCCACCAGGAGGCGGUCAGGAGGCUGGAGGACGAGGAGCGGAACCACGGAGACUUCAUGAGGAAGAGCGACGACCUCACCAACCUGCUGGAGCACGACCGAGAGAGACUGAAGCUGCUGCUCUCCCAGGAGAAGUCGUACCGGGAGCGUCUGGAGGCGGAGUCUUCCGACCGGGCCACCGCCCUCCAAUCAGAGCUCUCCAAGCUGAAGACCUUCACCCUGACGGUGGUGGACGAGCGGCAGCGGCUGGCCGAGGAGCUCCGCCUCCAGACCGAGAAGAACCUGGACUUAAGCUCCGCCCACUCUCGUCUGCAGGAGGAGCUAAGCUCCGCCCACUCCCGCUUGAAAGAGGAGGAGCUUAAAGCCUCCAGCCUGCAGGAUGAGCUAAGCUCCCUAAGCUCCGCCCACUCCCAGCUGCACGAAGAGCUAAGCUCCACCCACUCCCGCCUAAAGGAGGAGGAGCUUAAAUCCUCCCGCCUGCAGGAGGAGUUAAACUCCGCCCACUCCCGCCUAAAGGAGGAGGAGCUUAAAUCCUCCCACCUCCAGGAGGAGCUGAACUCCGCCCACUCCCGCCUAAAGGAGGAGGAGCUUAAACACCAGGAAGAGAUCAAGGAGCUUGAGACCGCUGCCGGGCUUUCUGGGAAUUCAAUCUCAGAGCUGGAGGAGCUGAGGAGGCGGGUCCUGGAGAUGGAGGGGAAAGACGAGGAGCUGGCCCGGGUGGAGGACCAGUGUGGCGAUCUGGACAGGAAGUUGAAAAAAGAGGCGGAGCUAAGCGCGGCGUUGAAGCGUGAGGUGGAGAAGCUGAGCGGGAGGAUGGCAGAGCUAGAGCAGCUGGAGCGGGAAUUCAACCGCAGCAGGGAGGAGGUCGGAGUCUGGAGGCAGAGUCUGGAGGCGGAGCAGGAGCUGUCCGCGGUGCUGAAGCAGGAAGUGGACACCUUGAGGGCAAAGGUCGGCGAGCUGGAGGCCGCCGAGGGACGCCUAGGGCAGGCCGAGCAGGACCUGAGGGCCGAUCUGGCCAGGAUCAAGGCGGCGGCUGAGAGGUCAAAGGUCACGGAGGAGGACAGCGUCCUAAAGAGAAAGUUGGUACAACAGGAAGUGAGGAGCAGGGAGAUGGGCCGGGAGCUGGAGGCCAUGACCCUGGAGCUGGAGCGGUACCGCCGGGUCAGCCGCAGCCUCCGGCCCGGCAGGAGCGGCCGGCGCCUCGCCGACCUACUGGCCGCCAGCAAGGCCGUGCAGACCGACGACGUGACCUUUGACCCCCGGUGGGAGAACAAAGCGGCGGUGGAGAACGGGACGGUGUGUGAGGAGGCGGGGAUAAACGGCGAUCAGGAAGCAAUGAACGGAAAAAAUAUAUUGCAAAGUGGAGUCAAAGUGACCUUUGACCCCGCUGGUCAAGUCAAGUUGACCCCUGAUCCUGGGUGUAUCAACAAAGCGGUUGCAAACAGGAAGUGGUGUGACGAGACGGGGAUAAACGGCGAUCUAAAAGCAGAAAAUUUGAAAAAUGUGAUAGAAAGUGGAGUCAAGGUGACCUUUGACCCCGCAGGUCAAGUCAAUUUGACCCCUGACCCUGGAUAUAACAAUAUGGUGGGAGCGAUCAACAGGAAGCUGUAUGAGGAGAGUGAGGAGAAAUGGAUAAAUGGCGAUCUGGAAGCAGUGAAUGGGAAUCAUGUCAAGGUGACCUUUGACCCUGCAGGUCAAAUCAAUUUGACCUCUGAUCCCAGGUGUAACAGCCCGAUAGUGGGGAACUUGAGGUUGUAUGACAAAAGCAAGGGGUCACAGGGCGACGAUGGCGAUCAGAAAGCAGCAAAUGGGAAUAACGUCAAGGUGACCUUUGACCCCACCGGUCACGUGACGUUGACCCCUGACCCCGGGCGCAACAACACGGCGGCAGCGGCGAUCAGGAAGCUGUCGGAGGAGGCGCGGAUAAAUGGCGAUCGGAAAGCGGCGAAUGGUGAUCUUGUGUCAAGAAGUAGUGUCAAGGUGACCUUUGACCCCGUCGGUAACCUCAAGUUGAUCCCUGACCCCGGGCACAAAAACACUCCGGUGGUGAAUGGAAAGCCAUACGAGGAGAGCAGCAAGGGGUCACACAAUGACAACAGUGAUCUGAAAGCAGCGAAUGGGAAUCACGUCAAGGUGACCUUUGACCCCGCCGGUCAUGUCAAGUUGACCCCUGACCCCGGGCGCAACAACAUGGCGGCGAAGGUGAAUGGGAAGUUGUAUGAAGCGGUGGCAAAUGGGAAUCAUGUCAAGUUGACCUCUGACCCCAAGUGCAACAACGCUCCGGCAGUCAACGGGAAUCACCUCAAGGUCACGACCUCUGACCCCGGGAGGGCGCCGUCCUUCACCAGCACGGCCGUCAUUCCCACCAGGAAGAGGGUCGCAGUCAUCCAGAACCCCAUGUCGCCGCCGCCGUCGCCCCCAGCAACAGUGGUGGGUGGCGGCCGGAUGAAAGGGGCGGGGCCUAACGCAGUCACCACGGACGACGGCAGGAUCCACGUCCGGCUGGGGGGCGGGGCCUGCAACAUGAUCAUAAGCCCCGCCCACCCCCCCACCCACAGGCCAGCUCAGGUUACAAUCCCUCUGGAAGCGUUCCGGCGGCCGGGCCCCACCAGGAUCCCCAAGCCCAAAGGCUGCGGCUCCCCGAAGGCCAAGGCAGGAGUUGAACCGGUGACCUCCGGAUCCAACAACAAUAACAACAACAACCCCAACCUGGCCAACCGCCGCCUCUGA